This is a messenger RNA of Gadus chalcogrammus (walleye pollock), 782 nucleotides long. RefSeq lists its product as uncharacterized. Bases 79 to 723 code for a protein of 214 amino acids. The transcript has 3 exons. The record is from RefSeq and is a predicted model, not a curated record. Lineage: Eukaryota; Metazoa; Chordata; Actinopteri; Gadiformes; Gadidae.
UCUGGGAGAUAUCACUUUGCAGAGCCUUGACAAUCUGUUUGUAGAGCAAAACGCAGCAACACCGGCAAACGAAACAACAUGGAUAGUCCUUGUGCCAUCUCUUUGAGGUCAACUUGGAUGUUGUUUCUCUUUGGGUGUGUAAUGUCACUACCAGUGGAUAAAGGUUUUGGCUCAGACAAUCCUUCCCCAGCAUGGAGUGACUACCGCAGUCCUGGCUCUGCUUAUCCUGUUGGUCAAGACGCCUCUGCUUAUGCCUAUGGCCCAGCACCGCAACACUACAAUGUGGAAGCGCCUUCAACCUGCUCCCAGCACAAAGGCGACUCAAACUCUGACGGCGGGCUCCACUCAAACGAUGGCUCCUACAUGGAUGCUGGAGACUCUGGCUGGGCCAAGAACGGCGGUAUGGACUCCGGUAGUGAUGACGCUUACUACCCUGUUCCUGAAGGCUACCCUGAGAAGCAUUACACCUCCAUGGACGAGGAGACCCCUGAAGAGGGCACUGAGGAGGAGGAGCCCGUGUUGAGUGACGUCUCUGACCUGGAACCCGUCUACCACUUCAGUUCCAGGUCCCGCUACCAGCAAGGCAGACAGGCCUUCUUCCUGACCCGAUACAACCCCGGAGAGCCGACGGUCGGCUCCGCUGACAUGUCGGACUCCAAAAAUGGAAUGGGCAACGGUAAAGGAUGGCCAGUUGCUGGAGAGUCUGGGAAGGGCGGCUACUGAUCGACUGCAAUGGCUGUCAUUUCUAAUGGCUGCCUGUGAAUAAAUCUUUGAUUUUUAAA